Messenger RNA from Melampsora larici-populina 98AG31, 1683 nucleotides. RefSeq lists its product as uncharacterized. The transcript has 5 exons. The coding region runs from base 1 to 1683 and encodes 560 amino acids. Lineage: Eukaryota; Fungi; Basidiomycota; Pucciniomycetes; Pucciniales; Melampsoraceae. The record is from RefSeq and is a predicted model, not a curated record.
AUGUUUAAGCCUCAUGUGUUAUUUACCACUUCUGUGACUUCGUCUGCGAUGGUAGCGAGUGUGGUUUUACUUCCCAUGGUAAGAUGCCCUGGCCCAGCUCAGGUCGUACCAGCAUACGGAGUGCUAGGUGGUAUUACUUUGGCACAGCGUUCAGAGGAACCCGGCAUUCUUUCCGCCUCUGAACGUUUCUCGGAAGGCGAAUCGUCAUUUCAGCAGUUCUCGCAAUCGUAUCUCGUCAACAUAGCUACCAAAACGCUUCUGCCAUCAGCCAAAAGCUCAGCUGAUAGGUUCGACAGAUUGCAGAUUUUUGGUCCAAUCGAUCCAGAUUUUCAAUUCCGACCGAAAGUGAAAUCGCCCGCAGUACAUCCUACCAUGAUAUGGAAGACCAUUGCAGGUAUGCGAGCAGUUGGUGGUUUUGGAAUCUAUGUAGAUGUGGCCCGCAAAUACUUUCAACACGAUUCACGUUCGACGCUCGCGCUUCUGGCUGCGGGGCUGCUCAAUAUCAACAAUUAUUGUCUACACAUCCAAUCUAUAGGCUUCGGCAAAAUAAUAGGCAAACCACAGUCUUUUAACAUCCCAGCACUCUUCUGUGAGAAUUCAUUAUAUCAACAAACAAUAGAAUUUGCGCUCGAGGUCCUAGAACAAGACAACCUGAGAUUGAAAGAAAGGAUUUGGGCGCUAGGGAUCCUACGGACUCUUCAGGCUCAUUUACCAAAAGGAGAAUUGAAGCCAGUACGGACAAAUGUACAGGAAGGACUUGUUUGCCGUGGAGCACUGGAGCUCUGGCUGACUAGAGUACUGGCACAAGCACUCCGGAGAGCGGAAUUAUUUGUCAAACUACAAGGAUAUCUAAAUGUCACAAAACGUUCAGAAAUGACUCGCGAAUUCAUCAACAUUUAUGACACACUACUACAAGAGAGCUGCCUAAUUCCAGAGAGAAAGCUUUCAGACUUGAUCAAGGAAUGUGCAAUCCACAUGAUGAAAAAAGAUUCUCCACAAGGAGAAGUUAUAUGCAUUUUUCACAUCAUAAAUCACCUUGAGAAACACAAUAAGUCUGUGAAACUCAAAUCUUGGCGUGCAAAAUUCAUUUACGAAGGAUUCAAGAAAUCUUUCGAGUACCAGGAAAAAUUGGGUCCACUCAUAAGAGGCUUUCUCGAAGGGGGAAUAGGGGACUUUUACAUGGAAAACCUCGUCCUGCCACUUAUAAGAUGGGACAAAGUAACUAUGAAACAUUAUGAGUAUGUAUUAGAAUCGUUUAAAGGUUAUGAACACGAUUUAGCUCAUAUGGAUCACCAAACACUCCAGAAGUAUCCUUCUAUGGAAGAUUAUCAAGAAAGUAAAAUUGCUGUGAUGGAAAUAUUGGAAAAAGCCUUGGAUUAUAUCAAAGAUGACAAAAAUCAUAUGAACGGUGGUAUCCCAGUUGCAGGAGUGGACAAACAAAAGGAAGAAGACAAAACACCUUGUGCAAUCUGCUGGAAUGAUUUUGUCAAUGGGCAGAAGGUCGAUUGGAUAUAUGCAGAGGUCAAAACACCAGAAAAAUUUACGCCAACAUGCCCCCUUUGCCGUAAAGAUAUACAAUACCCAAUCCCUCGCAUGUUUCACUUAUUCUGGUACAAUCCAGAGAUAUCAGCGCGUAUUUCUCAACCAUCAAUUUCACAUGAUUUGGCUGAUCACACCUCAUAG